AUGGUGCCAACGUUGACGCCACGGCGGGCUGCGGCGCGGUUGAAGGUCCCUCUCGGAGCCUCGGAGGCGGAGAUCCGCUCCGCGUACCGCGCGGCCGCCAGGUCGCAGCACCCGGACAAGGCCUCGGGCUCCAGCGAAGAGUUCCUGCGCCUCGGCGAGGCGUUGGAGGUGCUGACGAAAGCCAGGCCGGCGGAGGCCGAAGUUGAGGAGAGCGAGAGCUUGGACCGACGCUUCUUCGGGUCCCACUUCGGCUCAGAUCAGUUCGAUCCCAGAGCCUGGCUGGGAGAGGCUGACCCCGCGCUGGAUGAGCUGCAGUGCGUGUGGCGUUGCAAAACUUGUCCUGAGCAAAGCAGCGUUUGCUGCCGCCUGAAGCCCCGAAAACACUCCUGCCUUUGUGGGCACAAGGUGGAGGUCCACGAGCCUCGCCGCGGCUUCCGCUGCAGCAGUAACGGCUGCCGCUGCGAGCGCCUGGAGUUCUACGUCCAGCAGCUGGGCUGGGAAGCACGUUGUGCGUGCAAGCACCAUGUGAGAGACCACAACCAGCUGGGCGGCGCUCCUUGGCCCUGCAGCAAAGUCCUGCCAGGCAAAGACAAGAAGCCCUGCCCCUGUCGGGCUUUCCACGUGGCCUGGGUUUGCACCUGCGGGCACCCCUACGAGGACCACGAGACCAGCUGGCACCGGGCCAUCUCCAAAGCCGUCUUCGCGCGGGAGUGGGUGGCGCAGGGUUUGCGGCCCGAGUGCGUGGCGGAGGCGGAGGAGAAGCGCGCCAGGUGGCAGCAGCAGGCGGGUGAGCUUGCGGCCAGCCGCGGUGCAGAGCCCGCGCUGCAGGCGGUGGCGGCAAAGGCGAAACGCCUACAGGUCUCCAUGUGCGCGGAGGCCAAGAUGCGCGAGGCCGUGCGUGAGGCGACGGACGGCACACGUUUGCCCAGACCAAGCCGGGGCUACCCGACCGGGCAGCCAAGUGCAGACAGGCGCAUGCCCCAGGACUUUACGGAGCAGCUCCACUGCAAUGUCCACGGGUGCUUCGGCGAGGGCCUGACAAGGAAGCUGAAAGCCGUGGAGCAGAUGCUGGUUCAAGACGUGAAGCAAGCUGAGAGGCUUUGGGCUUCGGCCUCUUUUGCCUGGGCCGCGUGCAAGAGCCCUGACUGGACGUCCAGUUGA
This is a messenger RNA of Effrenium voratum, 1161 nucleotides long. The record is from the annotation of a GenBank genome assembly. Lineage: Eukaryota; Dinophyceae; Suessiales; Symbiodiniaceae.